This is a messenger RNA of Leptidea sinapis, 7271 nucleotides long. RefSeq names its product oxysterol-binding protein-related protein 8 (gene Orp8). NCBI's taxonomy places the organism in Eukaryota, Metazoa, Arthropoda, Insecta, Lepidoptera, Pieridae. Gene Ontology annotation, molecular function: sterol binding. Gene Ontology annotation, cellular component: membrane; intracellular membrane-bounded organelle; cytosol. The record is from RefSeq and is a predicted model, not a curated record. Bases 1 to 1929 code for a protein of 642 amino acids. The transcript is spliced from 14 exons.
AUGCCGAAGCCUGACCGCGAGUCCGAUGAAUAUCGACUAUCUAAUACGUCGCUCGCCGAUACUGAAGUUUCUAGAAAUGUCGCGAUUGCCGAAGAGCUGCAAAGACAAGAUCGAGGCCGACAGAUCCGAAGCGAUCGAGACGAUGAAACGACGACGCCCCCGUACCAUAAGGAAAAGUAUUCUCUCAUCGAUUAUCGCAAACUACCCUCCGCUAACUUCGAAGCGGUGCAGACGGAGCGGCGCGACGAGCGAAUCACUCACGAGAGCGUCUAUGUCGCGGGGAAAAUCGUAGCAACCGAACUAGCUGGCGCCGAGUCGGACACUGAUAGCGAGGGGUCAAGACGGAUGCAGGAGGCAGUCGACCCAGUGGCCAGGAAACAGGAGGUUCUCGCGAGGAUACAGAGCCUCUAUGUGGAGGACCCUUACCGAGAAAUUGGAGUGGCCGGAGAACUAGUCGAGGAGGUGGCAGAAGAGAACAAGUCGCUGCUAUGGUUUCUGCUGAAGCAGGUCCGGCCUGGGAUGGACCUCAGCAAAGUGGUGCUCCCGACCUUCAUCCUGGAACCCAGGUCGUUUCUGGACAAACUCUCCGACAACUACUAUCACGCAGAUCUUUUGGCGCAGGCGCAGUCUUGCGAUGACCCAUACCAAAGAUUCAAGGGUGUACUGCGGUGGUACCUGUCCGGACUCUACAGGAAACCCAAGGGGCUCAAGAAGCCUUACAACCCGGUCCUGGGGGAGACGUUUCGGUGCUGCUGGAAGCACAGGAAUGAGACAUACACAUAUUAUGUUGCGGAACAGGUAUCCCAUCACCCCCCCAUGUCGGCAUUCUACGUGUCGAACAGAAAGGAGGGCUUCGUCAUAGAAGGCAGCUUGCUGGCGAGAUCCAAAUUCUAUGGCAACUCAACAUCGGCCAUUUUGGAAGGGUGUGCUAGAAUUCAUUUGCUGAAUUGGGGGGAGAGUUAUAUAACCACAGCGCCGUAUGCCCACUGCAAGGGUAUUGUGAUUGGCACGCUCAGUAUGGAACUUGGAGGCAAGGUGCACAUCAUAUGUCAAGAAACGGGUUAUCAGGCGGAUGUUGAGUUCAAACUUAGAUCGUUUUUGGGUGGUUCGGAUCAGACGAACGCAAUAACCGGGCGGAUAAAGCGAGGUAAAGAUACUGUGGCGACUCUGGAGGGAUACUGGGAUGGCAGGAUUGACAUCAAGGACAAGAGGAGUGGGGAGGAGGGCAACCUGCUGGACGUGUCGGUGUUGAAGGAGCAGCGGCUGCCGCGAUACCUGGUGCAGGUGGAGAAACAGAGCGAGUGGGAGUCGCAGCGGCUGUGGAUCAAGGUGUCGGAGGCGAUACAGAACGAGGACCAGGUGGUGGCUACGGAACAGAAGACGAUCAUAGAAGAGGCGCAGCGGGCCCGCGCAAGGAACGUACUGACCCCGUGGGAGCCCCGGCUGUUCCACAAGGACUCUAGUGCUCUGCCCCCGGAAGGUAUAAUUGACCAAGGAUGGAAAUAUAAUCACACAAAUACGAGACCGUGGCAGCCAGAAGAGCUAAUAGAGUAUGAAGAUGACUUCGUCAUCACGACAGCGAAGGUUGGAGCUCCACUGGUAGCCCCGGUGGAGACGCGGCUCAGGGAGCUGGCGCCCAGAAUGUCAGACUCUGACAGUCAUGACGACGUAGCCAGGAGAUCAAAGACUUCCACAAGGACAAUAAAACAUACUCUGCAUUCGAUCGACGCAACACUCCGGGAGCAUACCCUGGCCAUUGAGAGGCUGUCCAGAGCGGUGGACAGCAUCUCGGAGGGUCAGCGUGCUACGGCAUACCACCCGCAGCCACGAGCACCUCCUGCCUCCCACUCUUGGGACCUCUUUGGUGGCUUCGUCCUCGCCAUGAUCCUACAGACCCUCCUGAACUGGUUGUUCUACAAUAGGGUCUAGCGUGGGCCGAUAGUAUUUGAGAAACAUUUUACAUUUUCAGCUGAUGGUGAUUGAUACGUCCUGCGCAUUACAAUGCAGCGCCGCUCAGGAUUUUCUUGACCCAAAUAUUCUGAGCGACACUACAAUUGCGCUCGUCACCUCGAGACAUAAGAUGAUAAGUCUCAUUUGUCCAUUUAUACGUCUAGAUAGACUAUGAAAACGUAGAAAAAAAAUUUAGGUUGACAGAAAAACCUGUAAAUUUAAAUAAAACACUUUUUAAAUGAUUGAAACAAAAAAAAAAAUGUUAACCCGAGUUUUCGAGACCUUUCCAGAUCACGUUUUCAAGGGGACGAGCUAAAAACACAAUUAAAAUUACACGCGUUUUAAUUCUUUAAAAAGUGUUUUAUUUAAAUGUGUAAAACUCUUAGUAACCACAGAAUACAUUAGCUAACCUCUAUUUUGAGCAAUGCACGCAUACUAACACCAACUGUCAUACAAAUUGCAAAUGUAAGCCUCAGAUUGUCACGCACACUAAACUAAUAUUCCUGGCCUGUUUUCAUCGGUUGUCUAGCAAAUAGAGACUCUAUCUAGACGUAUAAAUUAUCUAUUAAAAACUUCUUUGUAAUAAAUAAUUUGCGAACAAUAUUUAUAACCGCUUUUCAUAUUCGUCUUUGAGACGUCACCAAGCACUGGUACAGUCAGCAUAUUAUAUGAAUUUAAUUUAUUUGAAAUAAUUUAAUAAUACUUGAUUUUGUCUAAAUGUUUUAUUUUAAUUAUCCAUAUUAUAUUAAUAAUUAUAUUUUCAUUAUUCGAUUAUAAUAGAUAUACCCCGGACCGACGAAUGAAGAUAUUCAGUGCGUUUUUUCUUGAAAAAUCUUGUAUUGUUUACAGUUAUUUAUGUUAUAGUUAAAUAUUUCGGCUUUAUCGUCAAAUUACAUCGAAGGUGUAUGUAAUAUUAUGUUAACAAUACGUUUUCAAUUUCUUUAUAAUAUAUCUGUGUUUGGACCAGUGUGGGUAGUUUGAAAAAAAAAAAACGCCCUUGAAGCAACUACCCUUAACUGAUUGAGUUACUGUAGAGCAAGACUUGGAAACCGUUAAUAAUUCUAACCGGUUACCGCUAAAAUAUUUAUCGUAUACCAAACCGUUAUAUAUUCAGUUGUUUAUAUUUAAAAUGUAAUUAAUAAAAAAAAUAUUACAUUUUUCUUGGUUAAUAUAAAAUUGUAUUGUAUUAUUAUGUGUAAUGGACCAGUUAGAUUUUAAUUUAAACGAUUCAAAACGGUUUUUGUACCGACUGAAAAAUCGUAAGUCUUAAGCGUUGUAAGAUCUUUUGUUUAUUUAAAUAAUUUUUUAUGAAUAUUUUUCUCGGUAAAUCGGGAACUAUUCGAAAAUAUUAAUUUCAAUGGAAUUACAAUUAAAAAUUAUAUUAUUUUCUAAUAAUAAUAGUCCUUAUGCAAUACUUGUCUUUCACGAAAUUCGUCAAUUGUUAAGGCACGAAUUUUUAUCUGUGUAUGAAAAUAAUUUCAAAUACGUAAAUUAUACCAUUGUAUUUGCGGGACUGUAAAUAAAAUGUUACAGGCAAAAUUUUAUCCAAAUCAGUUUAACAGAUUAAAAGCAGGGGAUGGAUACAUAAAAUCUGGGGAUGCGUACGAUUUCCCUAAAAAAAAUUAAAUUUAUUGACUACUUGCCUGUUCUAGUCUCGUUUAACAAGAGAUAAUCGCGGCCACUUUUCAACUCUCGCGUACAAAAUUUCCGAUAGUAUAUGUUAUAAUGCCAAUUAAUAAUAAUUCCAACGGUUGACGUAAAGAAAUCGGAUGAUGGAAUCCGGAUCUAGUGCGUAAACUACCAUAGAAAUGGUUCUACGACUACUUCGGACCGUGUUUUCACGGGUACGGAUCGGAUUCGGAUCGGACGUAGUGCGAAUGCGCUCUUAGGGUUAAAUGAAUGUGUUUGAUGCAAGAUGCGAUAUCUUGUCAAUUAUAAAAAAAAAAUAAGAUUCACAACGCAAUUUCUGAUUUUAGUAUCUAGAGCACGUGAACGUGUCAAAAAUACUUUUUUCUCUAAUCUGAACACAGAGUAGAUAUAGUAUAGUGAAAGUUCAAUGACCGAAAUUCUCCUAUAAACGCGACCUAAAACUUUGUUCAUAAAUUUCUAAUAAUAUUAUUAUAUUUAACGGAGAUAAAUAUUAUUUAUUGUAUAAUUAUUAAUACGUAGUAAAGCUUAUCCCAAAAAUGCAAUGUAAAUAGUUCCUUUUCACUAUCUAAAAAUGUUUUCGAUAAUUUCUUGCUUUUAGGCUUUAGAGUAGUUAACCAGGCGGAGACGGCGUUCAUAAAUGUAGUUCAUAUACAACGUGGCGCUGCAAUGGCGACAUUAAAUAAACAAAUUUUGUCUUCAGUUUUAUUUUUGUAUUUAAUCCCAGAAGUCAGGGUUAUCACUUUAAAACAUAACAAAUUGUUUAGAUUAGCAAGAGCGAUUAUAAUAGAUAUAACCCCGACCAGGAAAUGAACAUAUUCAGUGCUUUUUUUUUUCUUGAAAAAGCUUGUAUUGUUUAAAGUCCUUUAUGUUAUAGGAACCACUCAAGUUAAAUAUUUCGGCUUUAUCGUCAAAUUCCGUCGAAGAUUAUGUUAACAAUACGUUUAUAUAUAUAUCUGUGUUUGGACCAGUGUGGGUAGUUUGAAAAAAAAAACGCCCUUGGAGCAAUUUCCCUUAACUGAUUGAGUUACUGUUCAGCAAGACUUGGAAACCGUUAAUAAUUCUAACCUGUUAUCUCUUAAAUAUUUAUCGUUCGCCUUGUUUUGACUUACGCGGAAUUAACCGGUUCAUGACGGUUCUAUAAACAAAUAGUACUAAACGGUUUUAGAUUCAGUUGUCACUUUAAAAACAUAACAAAUUGUUUAGAUUUACAAGAGCGACAUGUCAAGUCGCCACAAUCUCAGAGUUGAACAAAGCAUGCAAAAUUUUAUCAACGAUACGUCACUCGGACGGUUGGCUCAGUUGGAAAGAGCGCUCGCACAGGACGCGUCGUUCAUAAAAAUUUUGUUAUCAGUUUUAUUUGUGUAAUAAACACAUGGGUAGUUACUACUUCACAGUUAUCGUAAAAAAAAUGCAAUAAUUAAAUACAUAAUUCAGCUAGAUAAAUAAUUGAUCCAUAAUAUCAUUUUGGAGCACCCUGUAAGUAAUCUAGUAGCCUCGUCCUAGCGUAGCCACUGACACCUGCUUUGUCCGUGUUUAACAACCACGUAAGGGUGAUUAAAAUAUUGUUUCCUAAAUAUAUAUAUUUGUUUGUUUGAAAACAUCAAAAUUUCAAUUCAAUUAAAUUUUCAUUAUAUGCGAAUUUGGGUGAUAUACAGGUGUUGAAUAUCUACGAAAAUAUAUGACCAACCCAAACUCUGCUUAGUUACAGCAUGCAACAUUAAAAAACAACAUAUUUCUAUACUAUUACAUAAUGUUCUUAAUAUUAUUAUCUCUAAAUGAAAACUACGCUUAAAAAUCCCACUUACAAAACCGAAAAGUAACACAUAACUAAAAAUUAAAUUUAGUACACCUCUUAUGCAAACCUUUACCUUUAAUAUUAAUAAAAUACUAUUAUUUGUAUGUGCUACGUACUGAUAGGUUUUCAAUUAUUUACUUUAAAUUUUUGAUUUUUUUUUACGAUUGAGGUUAAAUAGCUCUAUAGCUAGUGGGUUCGUUUAAUGUCGCCAAUAUAGCGCCAUCCUGUAUAAUAAAAAUAUAUUUUAAUUAUUAAUUUUGACUAUGUAGUAAUUAUUAUUAAAUAACAAACCCUUGUGAUUCGAAUGAGAAGAAGUGCCGAUUAGUUCACUCAUUCUUUUCAAUAUUUUAAAGCGAGGUCCUUGUUACGUUUACAGUAUUUGGAGUACACCACUCUUUGUUGAAGUUUUGCCAGAACCGCAAUGAGAUCACAUAAUUAAUCCCCAUAUAUUUAUGUACUCGCGUAGACUUGAUAUAUAUGAAACUCGUAUCAUUGACGUACAAUAAACAACAAUACUCCCAAUCGCCUGUUAAACGGUCGUCAAAAAUUGUCCGAAUUGCGUUGUAUUUACAUAUACAUUUAACUUAUACAGAUAACAUUAAAACAUUCAUUCAAAUUAACACCUUAUUUCGUGGCAGUAAUGUUCAAAGUCUAUUGUAUGCGCUCAUUGGAAGCUGGGAUGCGAACACGAGUCAUAAACAUUUUAUUUUAUCAAUUGAAAUGAUUAAAAACGCCAGUUUGUUAAUUUAAAGGGGCACUUCCCUAAAAUACGACACUCCAUCUAUUUUAAGUUUGCAUUUGCAAGUUAUUGCGUGGCGUUGUAUUCAAAGCGCGGUCGAAACACAACUGUACGAAAACUCUACCCAAUAGACGCGUAGGCAGACUUUUGCUUCAGACAAUAUUUAAGCGUGAUUAUGAAUCUAAUUGUUUAUUGUACUUCAGUGACGCCAAUCUCCGCAGGCCUUUAGUUUUGUAGUAUGGGACACACGGGUGUAGUGAAGUGCAGGUAUCUAUCGGUGCAACGAGAAACAAGUCGAUAUAAAUUUUGGAAACCCGGUUGGUUGUAUUUUAUUUUUAACGUAAUUUAAUAAUAAAACUUUCCUAAAAUAUUCCCCUAAGAUACACCUCCUGCAUUAGUAAGUACUUUAAGGCACCCGACAGUUUAAUGUAAUUAAAAUAAAUUUCAAGUCACUUUCAAUAAAAAAAAUUGAAAAUGAUGCGAACAAUUUAUCCAAUAUAGAUAGAUAGCUUUGUUUUUUAUAAUAUAGAAAUAUUUAUUUUGAUUUUGUUUUAUGGCAAAAUAAUUUCUCGUGUAACAUGUUUAUAAAAAAAAAUUUCGUCCAUUGAUAAAAAAUAUUAAGAUUCGUUUAACGGCCGUUCCCGAUAUUCUAUCUACAGAUAGAGAUAAAUUACUACCUUCUACUGUCAAUAAUUAGAAGCUGUCCCAAUAUACCCGAUAAAUCAUUCUUAUCGCCUUAUACUGGGACGCGUGAAUCGCAAUUUCCAUACAAACUUCUAUCGCUGGUACGCUAUACGUCCUCCCAUUGACAGGCAUCGUGUACGGAUAAGGUGAGUUGCCGUCGAUAAGUUUAUUGGGACAGAAAAGUCAACGAUAGUUACGAUUUUUAUCUCAAGUAGGCCACAACCGGACAUAGACUGAAUAUUAGGAACGGCCGUGAGUUUACAGUUUUGUUGGUACAGUUGAUAAGAUUUUUAAGAAGAUUAAUUUUUCAAGUAAGCACUUAAUAUUAUCCUGUGUAUUAUCUAUAUAUAAUAAUUUGUGUUUUGUUUUGCAUUUAGCUAAGAACGAUAGAUUGUUAUUGUUACUGUUACUUUUGUUUAUUGAAUAUAAUAUAUAUUUUUUUUUCAAUUUAAA